Messenger RNA from Botrytis fragariae, 1137 nucleotides. RefSeq lists its product as uncharacterized. The transcript has 6 exons. Lineage: Eukaryota; Fungi; Ascomycota; Leotiomycetes; Helotiales; Sclerotiniaceae. Bases 1 to 1137 code for a protein of 378 amino acids. The record is from RefSeq and is a predicted model, not a curated record.
AUGCAUCUCCCCUUCCUCUCCAUCGUACUCCUCAUUAUUCAUACCCAAAUAUCUCGCGCCGAAACUGCAUGCACCGAUUUUAGAUUUCUCGUGUACAUCGACUACACCCAAUACCAAUUCGGCUACCCCCCUUUCAGUGACAAUUACGAUGUAGCUACCUAUAUCCAAGACAUCAAUCGCCGCGACGCCGACAAGACUUUCCAUUCUAUUUCAGGCAGCAUUCCUGGAAAUGGAACCUUUCGUUUCUCGGGAACGUAUUGCGAGCCGGCGAAUGCAACUACUUUGUUAGUUGCUACGCAUGGUUUGAACUCUGAUAGAACUUAUUGGGAUAUACAAUACCAACCCGAAAAAUACAAUUUCGCAAACUACGUAGUAGGGAAGGGAUAUUCGUUUCUUUCCUACGAUCUUCUAGGGGCAGGUCGUUCUCAAGUAAUAAGCGGCUACACCCUCCAACUCCCGAUGCACGUUGCCGUGCUCGAGAAAAUCCUCACCCGAAUCCGCGAAAACUCGCUUUUUCCAAAAUCGGUCGAACAUACUGUGCCCAAGAAAAUUGUCCCUAUCGGCUUUAAUGUAGGUUCCAGCAUUACAAAUGCAGUUAUAGCCAAGAAUGCUUCUCUGGCCGACGCGGUAAUCUUGACUGGAGUUGGCUACAAAGCCAGCGUUGCCAGCUCCAUCGGCUCUCUUCUUUCGAGCUGGAAUGGAAAGAUUGCAAGUACGGUGGAUAAGAAAUGGGAGGAUUCGGGAUAUGAUUCGGGGUAUUUGGAUCAGGAUGAUAAGUUUGUGAUUUGGAAAUUGUUCUAUCGGAAAGGAUACUAUGAUACGAAUCUUACAGAUUCACAUAGUACAGAACAUCGAUAUCCACAAGCUAUAAUGGGAAGCGCGACGGCGCCCCUAGUCGAUCUGAAUGCGAGAGCUUUUAAAAGCCCGGUGUUAGUCAUGGCCGGCGAAUACGAUUAUAUAAACUGCGGUGGCAACUGCCAAGGCAUUCUGGGACCAACGGCUAGAGAAGCAUUUCCUAACUCCAAAGGAUUUCAGAGUCACGUUCAGCCAGGUGCAGCUCACAGUUUGAAUUUAGCUUAUAAUGCAACGGGCGGCUACCAGGUUAUUGUAGAUUUUCUGAAGAAGAAUGGGCUCUAA